AUGGGAGCUUGUCAACAUUUAUGCAGAUAAUAACUUGUAAUCUAAUAGGAAGUCACAAUCCAAUAGAAACGGUAGAAAAAGAAACAAUCUGAUAAGGAUUCAAAGACUAAUCCUAAUUGUUCUCAAAAAGGAGUUGUCGAAGAAAACAUAGGAGAAGAAUUUCGGUCUCCCCAAGAAAUUUAGUAUUUUCACAAAAGAAUCAAGAAUCUCAAUAUAGCAGGUGAUCGGAAAAACAGAUUUAUGCAUGAUAUAGAAGAAGAAAUAAAGUAUAUAAUUAGGAAGAACAUCGAAGAAGAGCGGGAAAAUUUGAAACGCGUUCAAUAAAUAUAUGAACAAGAACUUGAACUUUAAAGGAAAGAACAACUCAAAAAAUAAAAAGAAUAAUUAGACAACCAAUUUUCUUUUUAAAAUUCCAUCAUUCAAUCAAGUGAUAACCCAAGUGAACAUCCAAGUGCCAAUCCCUUCUAACCAAAAUCAACAUCCUAAUUUGCCCCGAGGAGAAAUGAUAAUGAUACAGUUUCUCAAAAAUCUUAAAUCUCUAAAACUCCUACUCCUCCUUACAAAGACAAAUCAAUUUCCUCUUAAUCUGAUGCCAUGAGAAAAAGUGCUUUAAUCAAAAUCAUUCAAGCAAGAGAAGAAUUAGCCAGUAAUAAUGCAAGUAAAGGCUCUUCCAAAAAGAAAUUGAUGCUUGAUGCCUAUGAAAAAAUGUUUAGCGAAUUCUUUUCCCAAGACGAACGAGGAUCAAGCAGCUAAAGCAAAAGCCAUAAAAGCAUUUUAAAGAAUAGAUCUUUAACUCAUCGCAGUUUCUCAGGUAGUAAAUCCAUUAAAUCCACUCAUACUGCUGUUAAAAAAUCAAAACGAGUUAGAUUUUCAAAGGAGACCAAUUUCAGUUAUGAAAGAAAAUCAACAGAAAAGAAAAAGAAAAGCUUUUGGGAUUGGUGA
Paramecium tetraurelia is the source of this 942-nucleotide messenger RNA. RefSeq lists its product as uncharacterized. The record is from RefSeq and is a predicted model, not a curated record. Lineage: Eukaryota; Ciliophora; Oligohymenophorea; Peniculida; Parameciidae. The transcript is spliced from 2 exons.